Molecule: messenger RNA, 405 nt
Organism: Rhodofomes roseus
Lineage: Eukaryota; Fungi; Basidiomycota; Agaricomycetes; Polyporales; Fomitopsidaceae
Product: PWI domain-containing protein
Exons: 3
Biological process (GO): mRNA processing; regulation of mRNA splicing, via spliceosome
Cellular component (GO): spliceosomal complex
Molecular function (GO): RNA binding
Source: RefSeq, a predicted model, not a curated record
GGUUUCUUCAAAGGAACAUCCGCGGACCAGGACCGCAGGUUCUCGGACAAGGAAAUGAAGCUACUCAAAACUAUGAAGUUCCCUGCUGAGUUUGAGAAGAAGGUUGAUAUGCGUAAGGUCAACUCAUCCGUCAUUCGCCCAUGGGUCGUGAAGAAGAUCGUUGAGCUCGUGGGCUUUGAGGACGAAGUAGUCGUCGAAUACGCGAUGGGUCUCCUAGAAGAUGAUACUCAACCUACACCAGACCCCAGGAAGAUGCAGAUCAACCUGACGGGAUUCCUUACUAACCACACAGCUGAAUUCAUGUCUUCUCUGUGGAAACUCCUGAUCGAGGCACAAGAGUCACCCGCAGGUGUACCUCAAUCCUUCGUCGAGGAAAAGAAGGCAGAGAUGCGCCAGGCCAGGAUG